UACAGAAACAAAAGGGUAUCCCACUUGUGUAAUUCCCAUUCAUUCAGAAGGGUAUUUCUGUCAUUCUUCCCCUUGACCGUCUGUCUCAUUACUCUCCUCUGUCAUUUUUAUAUCCCGCCAUGUCCCUUCCAUUUCCAUUUUCCUUCUUCUUACUCAAACUGAAACAAAAAAAUAAAUAAAGAUUUCUAGUAUAAAUUUGUACUAAAAAUGUAUUUUUAUUUACAUUUAUAAUACAGUUUCAAGAUUGAACAGAGGAGAUUGAGAACAGAGAAGGUUUUUAAUUAUUUUUUUUGAGCUUUGUCGUCGUUAAUGGCGGCUGGUUGGGUGAAAUCAUGGCAAUGUAAGUCAAGAGCUUUAGACGACGUCGUUAGCAAUCACCACCACCAAUAUCACAUCUUACCCAACUCCGCUAGUUGCAAAAAUGGAGUCAAAAGCCUCAAAGACGUAGUGGAAAACACCAAAAAUGGAAAACCCAGAAAGAAAAAACUGUCGAGGCAGCUGGAGCAACAGCCGUCGACGAGACGACCCGGACCCGGUUCGAGAGGACUCGAACCCGGUUUGAAUAGGGAGAAAUCUCGAGCUAGCACCUCCACGAGACUUUCACGUUCCGCGACGGAAUCGUUCUUCCCAGCGCUGACUGAGUUACCGGAAGGUCACCCGUCGCGUAAUGUGGUCGGGAUAAUUUUUCAGACGAGUUGGUCUCCGAAAGAUUUUUUGGGUCGGAUUGAAAUGGUGUUUAAAGUUCAGAAUCUACCCCGGACUGUGACCCGGUUUGAAGAGUAUAGAGAGGUUGUCAAGUCUAGGGCCGGAAACGGCGGUGAUGCGGCGGCGGAGAAGGGUGGCGAGGACCAUGCACGUUGCGUUGCGGAUGGGAAUGAGGUGAUGAGGUUUUACUGUCUGGGACCCACCAACGGCGGCGCGUACGAAACUGGAAACAGCGCGUGGACAUUUUCAUCCGGGAAAGGGGCGGCGGUGUGUACGUAUUCCGGCAGCGGCGUGGCCCACGAGAAUGCCGGCGGAGGGAGGGGUAGACGGGCUAUGCUGGUGUGUCGGGUCAUUGCAGGUCGGGUCUGCAAGCAACUCGGAUUCGACUCGUUGAUUGAAGGCCGAGUUGGAUAUGACUCAGUGAGUGGGGAUAACGGCGAGUUACUAGUAUUUGAUUCACGUGCCGUAUUACCAUGUUUUCUUAUUAUCUACAAAUUGUAAAAAAAGAAUUUUCAAAAAAGUAAGACGUACUACUUGGCUUUAAAAAUCUCCAAUUUUUCUAAUUUCCUAGUAGUUAUAUUUUUUUUAUUUAAAUUUUUUGGGCUUUGUAAUUAUGCAAUAUUGGGUAUAAAUACUUCAUUUGAUCUUUA
Molecule: messenger RNA, 1355 nt
Organism: Solanum dulcamara
Lineage: Eukaryota; Viridiplantae; Streptophyta; Magnoliopsida; Solanales; Solanaceae
Exons: 1
Coding region: 310-1206 (298 amino acids)
Source: RefSeq, a predicted model, not a curated record